ACAUAUUCAACAUCACCCGUAUGUUAGUGAUAUACGCAUCAGCCCAGAUAACAUUCCCGAGAGCAUAAGAUGAGGACAACUAUACUAUCUAUUAUCGUAGCUUUCUUGGCAAUAGGAUGCGGUACACUAUACCUGUAUGAAGUGUAUGAUCGCGACUCUCAACUUUCCCAACUCAACGCCCUCAAUUCCAAUCUGGACCUCAAUAACAGUAGUGUGCUUGUGGUAGGGGCUACCGCAGGUAUAGGCCGAGCGAUCGCGUUGAGAUUUGCUAAAGCCAAUGCAAGCGUAUCUGUGGUAGGGAGAACUGUCAGCAAAGGGACAGCAUUAGUUGAAGAGAUGCAUAACAUAACAUCUUCAAUCUCGUUCGGGUCAAAUGUUACUGCAAAUAGUUUGGAUAGUGGCAAAGACAGACACGCGUUCUAUGCGUAUGAUGUAUCUCUGUUAGCCAAUGCGCGUGCACUUGCAGAAGAGUAUAAGCAAACACAUACGUCGCUGGAUUACCUUGUUCUCAGUCCGUGUAUAGCGACUAUCCAAGGCCGUACAGAGACGACUGAGGGCAACGAUGUUAAGAUGACGUUACACUAUUACACACGCAUUGCUCUAAUUGAGGCACUAUCGGAUGUUCUCAAGACUGGCAAGGGGCGUGUACUGAGUGUGUUAAGUGGUGGUGAACACAGCCUAUAUACAGGAUACAGUUCAGAUGUUGAGCUUAAGACUGACUAUUCCAUCGCUAACGCCGCCAAUGCUGCUGGAUUUUAUACUGAUGUUGCGUUCAGCAUAUUACGGGAUAAAUAUCCUCAUUUAACACUCUUCCACAGCUCUCCAGGGUUUGUGGCCUCGGACUGGGGCACAGAAAUGCCUUCUUGGCUCCGUGUACUGAUUCGUGUGUUGCAGGCGAGCUUUGCUACUUCUACGGAAGCAUGUGCCGAGUUUAUGUGUGCACCGUUAUUUGAUGACACGAUCGCGAAAGGAUUUCAUGUGAGAGGAUCACGUGGGGAGGUUGCGCAGGAGAGCGUAGGGAUUGAGCAAGCGAGAGAUACUGUUUGGGCACAUACACUUGAUGUUUUAAAGUAGUUACCUGUGCGUGUUCAUAUAGAUAUCUCCGUAUGUUUUUUAUUUAAAUUCUCUCCUCUGGCACAAACAUGGAGUACUGGCUUUUAUGUACAGGGUUACGCAUACGAACUUUCUAGAGGUGCGAUUGAAUCUGCACAAUUGCUGCUUAUGUAUUUUCAUGGUUCUCGAUGUUGGUUUCCCAUAUACAUUCAGUUGACAAUAUACGGUACUUACACAUUUGGCCGUAUUGUAUACCAUAAAGAGUAAAGUUGAAGUUUAGUUAUAGGCCGACAGAAGACGCAUUCAUCCACACUGAUCAUAGUUUUGGACUCUUAUAUCUCUAGUGUUUUGUAUAUAUAAACAUCAUCGGUUUACUAGGUCACCAACCUAUGGUCCGUUGAAUAUGCAGCCAGAGUGUGUACCAUUUGGUAAGUCACGUCAUAUAUUGCUCGCAAGUGAACAGAAUUGCUCGCCACACAUUUGUUAUAUAAAUCAAACAUAGGGGACUGUUGAUGCCUCCAAAAUGAUUCAAUGCAACCCAUGACAUUUAUCGGCCUGAACUCCAAUAAGGAAUAUACAUUGAUAAAUAUAUAUAUAUAUAUAUAAUCAUAAUUAAUGUUCAAUUCCGGAAGACUGUGAUUAUGUACUGAUCUUACACAUUUGCGCAAGAGGCUAGGCAUCGAGUGAAUCUGGCGAAAAGAAGAUAUAGCAAUGGCAACCUGACUAUAUUUUAGCACACUUAUUAAAGCUUCCAGUACUAGAAUCAUGCAACAGGUGGGAGGAAUAGUCUCGCAUAUACACAUCUUAACUAAC
Messenger RNA from Sphaeroforma arctica JP610, 1866 nucleotides. RefSeq lists its product as hypothetical. The transcript has a single exon. The record is from RefSeq and is a predicted model, not a curated record. NCBI's taxonomy places the organism in Eukaryota, Ichthyosporea, Ichthyophonida. Bases 70 to 1074 code for a protein of 334 amino acids.